Molecule: messenger RNA, 10745 nt
Organism: Sus scrofa (pig)
Lineage: Eukaryota; Metazoa; Chordata; Mammalia; Artiodactyla; Suidae
Source: RefSeq, a predicted model, not a curated record
AUGGCAGCGAGCAGACCCAUAGCCACCCUGGAGAGAAUGAUUUUCUGCCCAGGGGUUGACACGUGGCGGGCCGAGGUGCCUGGAAACUUACGUAAGCGCCAUGGCUGUUUUUCUGGAACCAAGAGCAAAGCCCUGAGCUCGGGAGAAAACCCUGCCUCGCUGACCAGCCGGGAGAAGUGGCAGGAGGCGCCAACUCCCGCCUGUUGCCCCCUGGAGCCAGAGGAAUGUCCAAAUGUAUCAGUUCUGGGCAGUUCAGCUGACAGCUUAGCGGCCACGGGCAGCAGCUGGCUCUCGCCGCCCCCGUCCCCUGCCGCAGCCCCAGCAGCUGAGCCAGGAGUCACGGAGCAGCCGGGGCCCCAGAGCCCCCCUCCCUCCCCUCCAGCCGAGCAGCCCCUGGAUGGAGGCGAUCCAGAGGUCCCUCACCCGGACCUGGCACCGGUUGCCUUCUUCUGCCUGCGACAGACCACCAGCCCCCGGAACUGGUGCAUCAAGAUGGUGUGUAACCCGUGGUUUGAAUGUGUCAGCAUGCUGGUGAUCCUGCUGAACUGCGUGACCCUUGGCAUGUACCAGCCCUGCGACGAUAUGGACUGUCUGUCAGACCGCUGCAAGAUCCUGCAGGUCUUUGAUGACUUCAUCUUUGUCUUCUUUGCCAUGGAGAUGGUGCUCAAGAUGGUGGCCCUGGGCAUUUUUGGCAAGAAGUGCUACCUCGGGGACACAUGGAACCGGCUGGAUUUCUUCAUUGUCAUGGCGGGGAUGGUCGAGUACUCCCUGGACCUUCAGAACAUCAACCUGUCUGCCAUCCGCACCGUGCGUGUUCUGAGGCCCCUCAAAGCCAUCAACCGUGUGCCCAGUAUGCGGAUCCUGGUGAACCUGCUCCUGGACACGCUGCCCAUGCUGGGGAAUGUCCUCCUGCUCUGCUUCUUUGUUUUCUUCAUCUUUGGCAUCAUUGGCGUGCAGCUCUGGGCGGGCCUGCUGCGCAACCGCUGCUUCCUGGACGAGAACUUCACCAUACAAGGGGAUGUGGCCCUGCCCCCCUACUACCAGCCAGAAGAGGAUGACGAGAUGCCCUUCAUCUGCUCCCUGUCCGGUGACAACGGCAUCAUGGGCUGUCACGAGAUCCCCCCUCUCAAGGAGCAGGGCCGCGAGUGCUGCCUGUCCAAGGAUGACGUCUAUGACUUUGGGGCGGGGCGCCAGGAUCUUAAUGCCAGCGGGCUCUGCGUCAACUGGAACCGCUACUACAACGUGUGCCGCACGGGCAGCGCCAACCCCCACAAGGGCGCCAUCAACUUUGACAAUAUCGGCUACGCCUGGAUCGUCAUCUUCCAGGUGAUCACUCUGGAAGGCUGGGUGGAGAUCAUGUACUACGUGAUGGAUGCGCACUCCUUCUACAACUUCAUCUACUUCAUCCUGCUCAUCAUAGUGGGCUCCUUCUUCAUGAUCAACCUGUGCCUCGUUGUCAUAGCGACCCAGUUCUCGGAGACCAAGCAGCGGGAGCACCGGCUGAUGCUGGAGCAGCGGCAGCGUUACCUGUCCUCCAGCACGGUGGCCAGCUACGCCGAGCCCGGCGACUGCUACGAGGAGAUCUUCCAGUACGUCUGCCACAUCCUGCGCAAGGCCAAGCGCCGGGCCCUGGGCCUCUAUCAGGCUCUGCAGAGCCGGCGCCAGGCCCCGGGCCAGGAGGCACCCGGCUCUGCCAAGCCCGGGCCCCACGCCAAGGAGCCUAGGCACUACAAGCUGUGCCCCCGACACAGCCCGCUGGACCCGACGCCGCACACGCUGGUGCAGCCCAUCUCUGCCAUGCUGGCCUCCGACCCCGCCAGCUGCCCCCGCUGCCAGCGCGAGGCCGGCCGGCGGCCUUCGGGCCCGGGCAGCAGUGACUCGGGCCAGGAGGGCUCGGGCUCCGGGGGCUCGGCUGGUGGUGAGGCCGAUGGGGAUGGGGCCCGAAGCAGUGAGGACGCGGCCUCCUCGGAGCUGGGGAAGGAGGACGAGGAGGAGCAGGCGGACGGGGCUGCCGGGCUGUGCGGAGACCUGUGGCGGGAGACGCGGGCCAAGCUGCGGGGCAUCGUGGACAGCAAGUACUUCAACCGGGGCAUCAUGAUGGCCAUCCUGGUCAACACCGUCAGCAUGGGCAUCGAGCAUCACCAGCAGCCCGAGGAGCUGACCAACAUCCUGGAGAUCUGCAAUGUCGUCUUCACCAGCAUGUUUGCCCUGGAGAUGCUGCUGAAGCUGGCUGCCUUCGGGCUCUUUGACUACCUGCACAACCCCUACAACAUCUUCGACAGCGUCAUUGUCAUCAUCAGCAUUUGGGAGAUCGUGGGGCAGGCAGACGGCGGUCUGUCGGUGCUGCGGACCUUCCGGCUGCUGCGGGUGCUGAAGCUGGUGCGCUUCAUGCCCGCGCUGCGGCGCCAGCUCGUGGUGCUCAUGAAGACCAUGGACAACGUGGCCACCUUCUGCAUGCUGCUCAUGCUCUUCAUCUUCAUCUUCAGCAUCCUUGGGAUGCACAUCUUUGGCUGCAAAUUCAGCCUCCGCACAGACACGGGAGACACGGUCCCCGACCGGAAGAACUUUGACUCCCUGCUGUGGGCCAUCGUCACCGUGUUCCAGAUCCUCACCCAGGAGGACUGGAACGUCGUCCUCUACAACGGCAUGGCCUCCACCUCCCCGUGGGCCUCCCUCUACUUCGUUGCCCUCAUGACCUUCGGCAACUACGUGCUCUUCAACCUGCUGGUGGCCAUCCUGGUGGAGGGCUUCCAGGCGGAGGGCGACGCCAAUCGCUCCUACUCUGAAGAGGACCAGAGCUCAUCCAACAUAGAGGAGUUUGACAAGCUCCACGAGGGCCUGGACAGCAGCGGAGAUCCCAAGCUCUGCCCAAUCCCCAUGACCCCCAAUGGGCACCUGGACCCAAAUCUCCCCCUGGGUGGACGUCUGGGCCCCGUUGGGUCUGCAGCAUCCGCCCCCCGCCUCUCGCUGCAGCCAGACCCCAUGCUAAUGGCCCUGGGCUCCCGCAAGAGCAGUGUCAUGUCUCUAGGGAGGAUGAGCUACGACCAGCGCUCCCUGUCCAGCUCUCGGAGCUCCUACUAUGGGCCGUGGGGCCGCAGCGGGGCCUGGGCCAGCCGCCGCUCCAGCUGGAACAGCCUCAAGCACAAGCCGCAGUCGGCAGAACACGAGUCCCUGCUCUCGCAAGAGCGCGGCGGCGGCGGCGGCGCCCGGGCCUCCGAGGGUGCCCGGGACGACGGACCGCCGCGGGCCGCGCCCCUGCACGCCCCGCACGCCCACCACGCGCAUCAUGGUCCCCACCCGGUGCACCGUCACCGCCACCACCGCCGGACGCUGUCCCUCGACACCAGAGACUCAGUGGAUCUGGCCGAGCUGGUGCCCGCCGUGGGCACCCACCCCCGGGCAGCUUGGAGGGCGGCGGGCCCGACUCCGGGCCAUGAGGACUGCAAUGGCAGGAUGCCCAGCAUCGCCAAGGAUGUCUUUACGAAGAUGGACGACCGCCGGGACCGCGGGGAGGACGAGGAGGAGAUCGACUACACUCUGUGCUUCCGCGUCCGCAAGAUGAUUGACGUGUACAAACCCGACUGGUGUGAAGUCCGAGAGGACUGGUCUGUCUACCUCUUCUCACCUGAGAACAGGUUCCGGGUCCUGUGUCAGACCAUCAUCGCCCACAAGCUCUUCGACUAUGUCGUCCUGGCCUUCAUCUUCCUCAACUGCAUCACCAUCGCCCUGGAACGGCCCCAGAUUGAGGCCGGCAGCACCGAACGCAUCUUCCUCACUGUGUCCAACUACAUCUUCACAGCCAUCUUCGUGGGCGAGAUGACGCUGAAGAUAGUCUCGCUGGGGCUGUACUUCGGGGAGCAGGCGUACUUGCGCAGCAGCUGGAAUGUGCUGGAUGGCUUCCUCGUCUUCGUGUCCAUCAUCGACAUCGUGGUGUCCCUGGCCUCCGCGGGGGGAGCCAAGAUCCUGGGAGUUCUCCGGGUCCUGCGGCUUCUGCGCACCCUACGGCCCUUGCGUGUCAUCAGCCGGGCGCCCGGCCUGAAGCUGGUGGUGGAGACACUCAUCUCCUCCCUGAAGCCCAUCGGCAACAUUGUCCUCAUCUGCUGUGCGUUUUUCAUCAUCUUCGGCAUCCUGGGGGUGCAGCUCUUCAAGGGCAAGUUCUACCACUGUCUCGGUGUAGACACCCGCAACAUCACCAACCGCUCCGACUGCGUGGCCGCCAACUACCGCUGGGUCCAUCACAAGUACAACUUCGACAAUCUGGGCCAGGCCCUGAUGUCCCUCUUCGUGCUGGCUUCCAAGGACGGCUGGGUGAACAUCAUGUACAACGGACUGGACGCUGUCGCUGUGGACCAGCAGCCCGUGCCCAACCACAACCCCUGGAUGCUGCUCUACUUCAUCUCCUUCCUGCUCAUCGUCAGCUUCUUCGUGCUCAACAUGUUUGUGGGCGUCGUGGUGGAGAAUUUCCACAAGUGCCGGCAGCACCAGGAGGCCGAGGAGGCGCGGCGGCGCGAGGAGAAGCGGCUUCGGCGCCUGGAGAAGAAGCGCCGGAAGGCCCAGCGGCUACCCUACUAUGCCACCUACUGUCCCACUCGGCUGCUCAUCCACUCCAUGUGCACCAGCCACUACCUGGACAUCUUCAUCACCUUCAUCAUCUGCCUCAAUGUGGUCACCAUGUCCCUGGAGCACUACAAUCAGCCCACGUCUCUGGAGACAGCCCUCAAGUAUUGCAACUACAUGUUCACCACUGUCUUUGUGCUGGAGGCUGUGCUGAAGCUGGUGGCUUUUGGUCUGAGGCGCUUCUUCAAGGAUAGGUGGAACCAGCUGGACCUGGCCAUCGUGCUGCUGUCAGUCAUGGGCAUCACGCUGGAGGAGAUCGAGAUCAAUGCAGCGCUGCCCAUCAACCCCACCAUCAUCCGGAUCAUGCGGGUCCUGCGCAUCGCCCGGGUGCUGAAGCUGCUGAAGAUGGCCACGGGCAUGCGGGCCCUGCUGGACACCGUGGUGCAAGCUCUGCCCCAGGUGGGCAACCUGGGCCUCCUCUUCAUGCUGCUCUUUUUCAUCUACGCCGCCCUGGGAGUGGAGCUCUUUGGGAAGCUGGUCUGCAAUGACGAGAACCCGUGCGAGGGCAUGAGCCGGCACGCCACCUUCGAGAACUUCGGCAUGGCCUUCCUCACGCUCUUCCAGGUCUCCACUGGUGACAACUGGAACGGGAUCAUGAAGGACACGCUGCGGGACUGCACCCACGACGAGCGCAGCUGCCUGAGCAGCCUGCAGUUCGUGUCGCCGCUGUACUUCGUCAGCUUCGUGCUCACGGCCCAGUUCGUGCUCAUCAACGUGGUGGUGGCCGUGCUCAUGAAGCACCUGGACGACAGCAACAAGGAGGCCCAGGAGGACGCCGAGAUGGACGCCGAGCUCGAGCUGGAGAUGGCCCACAGCCUGGGCCCCAGCCCGCGGCCACCUGCCAGCUCCCCGGGGGCGCCGGUGCCCGGCCAAGGGCCAGGAGGGGCGGGCGGUGGGGGUGACGCCGAGGGCCGCCUGUGCCGACGCUGCUACUCGCCAGCCCAGGAGAACCUGUGGCUGGACAGCGUCUCUUUAAUCAUCAAGGACUCUUUGGAGGGAGAGCUGACCAUCAUUGACAACCUGUCUGGCUCCAUCUUUCACCACUAUUCCUCGCCGGCCGGCUGCGAGAAGUGUCACCAUGACAAGCAAGAGGUGCAGCUGGCCGAGACGGAGGCCUUCUCCCUGAACUCAGACAGGUCCUCGUCCAUCCUGCUGGGCGAUGACCUGAGUCUGGAGGAUCCCACGGCCUGCCCGCUCGGCCCCAGAGACAGCAAGGGAGAGCCAGACCCACCUGAGCCCAUGCGUGUGGGGGACCUGGGCGAAUGCUUCUUCCCCGUAUCCAGCACGGCUGUCUCGUCGGGUCCAGAAAACUUCCUCUGCGAGAUGGAGGCGAUCCCGUUCAACCCUGUCCGGUCCUGGCUGAAACAUGAAAGCAGCCAAGCAGCACCCCCGAGCCCCUUCUCCUCGGAUGCCUCCAGCCCACUCCUGCCCAUGCCGGCCGAGUUCUUCCACCCCGCUGUGGCUGCCAGCCAGAAAGGGCAGGAGAGGGCCGCUGGUGCUGGGACCCUGCCGAAGAUCGCCCUGCAGGGCUCCUGGGCUUCCCUGCGGUCGCCGAGCGUCAACUGUACCCUCCUCCGGCAGGCCACCGGGAGCGACACGUCGCUGGAGGCCAGCCGCAGCAGCUCGGGGGGCAGCCUGCAGACCACGCUGGAGGACAGCCUGACCCUGAGCGACAGCCCGCGGCGCGCCCUGGGGCCCCCCGCGCCCGCCCUGGGGCCCCGCGCCGGCCCGUCGCCCGCCACCCGCCGCCGCCUGAGCCUGCGGGGCCGGGGCCUGUUCAGCCUGCGCGGGCUGCGGGCGCACCAGCGCAGCCACAGCAGCGGGGGCUCCACCAGCCCGGGCUGCACGCAGCACGACUCCAUGGACCCCUCGGACGAGGAGGGCGCGGGCGGCCGGGCCGGCGGGGGCGGCGGGGGCGCGGGCAGCGAGCACUCGGAGACCCUGAGCAGCCUGUCGCUCACCUCCCUCUUCGCGCCGCCGCCCCCGCCGCCCGGGCUCCCGCCCGCGCGCAGGUUCAGCAGCACCAGCAGCCUGGCCGCCGGCCCCGGCCGCCCGCGCACCGCCGCCCGGCCCCGCGGCCUGGCGCGCAGCCCCUCCUGGGCCGCCGAUCGCCGCAAGGACCCGCCAGGCCAGGCCGAGCCGGCCGCCGGCCGGGGCCCCUCGGCGCCCGAGCCGCAGCCGCCGCCGCGGGAGCCGCAGCCCGGGGACGCGGCGAGCCGGGGGAGGAGAUGAGGGGCCGCCGCCCGCGCGCCCGCCCGCCCCGUCUCACCUUCUUUACCUCAGGAGCCAGGGGGCAGACAGCAAUACUUCGUCCACGACCUGGGCACCGCGCCGGGCCAGCGCCAGGCCGCCGAGCGGGCGGGCGGGCGGAGCAGGGUCCCGGUCGUCGAGGCUCCUGCGGGGCCAGCGUGGUCCUGCCCGUGCAUAUACGUACAUACAUGUGCAUAUACACAGAGAGAGACAGACAUAUAUAUUUAUUUAUUUUUUCUACCGAGAGCUUAUGAUUUCCAGAAAGUGCUAAAGUUGGGGAGUGCGGGUUGGGGCCCAGACAGGGCUAUCUCCUGAUGCGUGGGAGGCAGGCGGGACCCACUCUUGGGCAGGUGGCCCUGCAGAGGCGUUCCAGCCGUGAUGUCUGGGUCUCGCCCUGGGUUGGGAGUAGCUUGGAGAGGGGCUCUCUCUGGCCAGGGAGACGGGCCCAGAAGAAGAGGUGGAAUUCAGGGUGCAUUUUUUUCUUUUAAAGAAGAAAACGCUGCUAAGAUCCAGCCCCUCCACGUGUUGGGGUGUCUGUCUUGUUCUUGACCGUCUAGUUGUUGUGACAGUCUUUUGUAGAUGCCCCAGAGCACACAAACUCUCUUAGUCAACCAGUUAGAUGUCUUUCUUUAGAAAAACCAGGGGUGAGUAGUUGUACUUUUUUAGGGCAGGGGUAGGGGCGGAGGGCGGCUCCAAGGCCAGGCAGGGGGCUCAGCCUUGGGUGAGGUCAUGGCCUCAGUGGCUUUGCCCCCAAGAGGCUGAGGGCAACAAGGGUGCGGGAGAGUCCGGAAAAGUGGAGGGCGCUUGGCUGGCCCUGAGAGGCUCGGAGGUCGAGGGGGAUGCCCGCCGGGUCUGUGCUGAAUGGGUGGCCCCGGGGGGCUCCUGGGCUCUGGCAGUCAGUGGCUGGUUACUUAAUUGCCUUCUACCCCCCAGGUGGACCCUGAGCCGCAGCCGUUCCCCCAAGUUGUUACCCACCCCCUACUGUCCCCUGAGCAACUCUGCUCCCCCGCACCCCCCUCCCCACCAUGGAGGUCAGGGUAAAGCCGAUCCGUCAGGACUCUAAGCAGGGGUGGGCGUACCUGCCUGGGCCCUGGGACCAGCCCCCGGUCCAGCACCUGCACCGGCCCAGCCUGGUACCCAGAGACCCACAUCUGCCCUCCUCCUCCCCGCUCCCUGUCCCUGGGUCUCUGUUUCAGACCCUCCCCACUCCCCCACCCCCCACCCUUUCCCAAAGCGGCAGUGCUUCUCAAAUGAGUUAACAGAUGGGUGUUUUUUCAUUUGAAUAGCCCUGCAUUUAUUUCGGUAUUUACUAGAAAAAAAACCCCUAGUAUGUUGAACACAUGCUUUCACAGACGUACCGCUUAGUUCAAGGCUGGGUUUUGAACGAUGAAUGCGCUUGGAGUCACUUUGGGCGGUGGUGGUGGAGGGGUCCGCAGACACGCCGAGGUCAUGGGAAGGGAAAGCCUGCAAGGUGACCACUGCGUUUCAGCGACAGCCAGGCCCUUUGCCCACGUGACAGCUUCUCAGUGGCUUCGGCUGGUUCCCCCCGAGGAGCCCUUGUCCUUGUUCCCAAACCCUGGCCUUAAAGACUUUGGCUGUGGGCUGGGCUGGCCAGUUGUGGGGGGAGGUUCUGCGUGACAGGCUCUGGGUGUCUUCUGGGGGGCAUAGGGACCCCUGGAGCCUGGGGCGCUGUGCAGAGGGAGGAAGUAGGGAAUCUAAGCUUCAGGGCUGGCAAAGCCUUUCCCCAAGGGCUGGGGGUGGGGGUGGGGUGGGGAAGGGUCGUCAGGCUCACUUUACGCAUGAGGAAACCAAAGUCCAGAGAGGUGAGGGGGCCACCCCAGGACCCCCCAGGGCCUGGGCCACCAUGAGACUGGGGUACUGCUGGGCACCAAUGCCUGAGUACCUGGGAUCUGAAACAGCAACCCCAUGUUUCGAAGGGGGUGGAUUCAGAAGGCAGCCUGGGCGUUCCCGCUGUGGCGCAAUGGGAUCGGUGGUGUCUUGGGAGCCCUGGGAUGCAGGUUCAAUCCUGGGUCCAGCACAGUGGGUUAAGGAUCUGGCAUUGCUGCAGCUUCGGCUUGGGUCUUGACUGCAGCUCUGACCUGUUUUCCUGGCCCGGGAGCUCCAUAUGCUGCGGGGUGGCCAGAAAUGGAGGGGAGGGGAAAGGCAGCCUGGCUGAGGGCCUCUACUGGCAGGAAGGAAUUGGGCCGGCUUGGAGGUAGACCAGGAUUUGCCUCCGAGCCUCCCUCUCCUCACCCACUAGUGCGGGUGGUGGGCAGUCCCGUCAAGGGGUCUCUGUGAGGGCACACAAGGGGAUGCCCAAACGCUGUGAUCCCUCCCAGAACAACGGCCUCCGGGGUGAGGGGUUGGCUGGGCCUGGGGUCAUGUUUCCUCCUGCCCACAGGGGGCCGUUGGCUGGUGGGGGAGGCUGGGCCUGAGCCCCAGGCUGCCUGCUGCAGAGCGCCUGGCACUGGUCUCCUUCACGGAGCUGAUUGUUUCAUCAUGAGGCCGCUCGUCUGGGGGAGAAGAGGGCACAGGCAGCCUGCCUGGCUCUUCCUGGCCCUCCCUCCCAGCCCACACUGGCAGCAUGUUCCUGGAGGGAUGUGGGUGCCAGGGCCCGGAAGACGGCUCGUGGGACCUGAGAGGACCGUGUGGAGGGAGGGUGGGGGCUCCAGGGGAUGGCACCUGACACUGGCACGCAGCUCCUGUUUCCUGUGGUCCGGAGCCAUCGGGCUUUACUCCGCACGGUGGCCCUGAGCCCUGUGCACUGCUGCUCCCUGCAGACCAUGGAAAUGACCUUCCUGGGGACACUUGGUUAUCAGUGGCUGGGCAGGGAACACAGCCUGGGUGUGUCUGACACAAAGCCAUCCUUUUACCCUGAAUCGUGUGAUCCCAGAACAAGCAGACACGUGGGAAGAGUGAUCCAGGCAUUGCCUGAGCGAUGGUUCGAGAGCGGGACAGAGCCGGGUAUGUCUGGAGGUCGGAAUAGCUGAAUGCAGAGGUUAGAAGCUUUGCCUGGGGACUCAGAGAUGGGGCUGGUUCCAGAGGGGCCCCAAAUGCUGACCCCAGGCACUCAGCCUUGUUCCUGUGAGCUCCCUGCGAUGGGGCACCAGGGAAGCUGUGAUUGGCUGGCCAGGACAAGCCACAAUGGCUAAGGGUUGGGUGAAUGGCCUCUUGCCCUUCCUGAGCCUGUGGCCUGCUCAUCACAAAAGCACAAACCUACCCCAACCCACAUGGCCUGGCCCUGGGGAAAUCGAAAGUGGGGACCCUGGUGCUGGACACCCUCAGCUAUCUGUUCGCAGGCCUCUGCAGAGGGGCAGCUGGCGGGCCCCUUAACGCCUGCACAAAGGGACCCAAGAUCAGAUGGGACAUGGCCUACCCGGGCCAAACCCUUUCCCUGGCCCUGCCCGACCUUCCCCUGCACCAGACAGCCCCCUAGAAGUGGACAAAAUGUGCCCAAUAUCAGCCUGUCUGCCUGUCUCCCCCCCAGAUCCUCCCACUGGAGCUUUCUGUUUCAGGGGCCACCUCUGGCCCCCUUUGCUGCGCUGUGUAAGGGCUCAGGGUCUUAGGAGCUGCUCUUUAGCCCAAUACACAUACUCUUUUUGUCUUUGUGCAAUAAUCAGUGUUCCUGGCAGAGCCUGGGCCGAGCUGGGGUCUGGGUGGGAGGCAGAGACCGCCUCCUCCUGGAAGCCCUCGACCUGGCCCUGCUGCCGUGACUAUCGCACUCCCAGUUGCUGUACAGUUUCUAUGGUGUGAAUGAACUUCCCUCCUAGUUGCUGAUGGCGCUGGUACCUGCUGGCCCAGAUGGCCCGGGGUAGAGAAAACCUGUGGCAGCCGCCACCAGUGUUGUUUUGAAUAAAACCCAGAAGCCUAUUUCAGAA